Molecule: messenger RNA, 726 nt
Organism: Melozone crissalis (California towhee)
Lineage: Eukaryota; Metazoa; Chordata; Aves; Passeriformes; Passerellidae
Product: mas-related G-protein coupled receptor member H-like
Exons: 2
Coding region: 1-726 (241 amino acids)
Biological process (GO): G protein-coupled receptor signaling pathway
Cellular component (GO): membrane
Molecular function (GO): G protein-coupled receptor activity
Source: RefSeq, a predicted model, not a curated record
AUGGAACUGAAAACCUGCAACCUUGGCAUCUUUGACCUGGCUUUCACUGACUUCCUCUUCCUCUUCUUUGCACUCCCCUCCGCCCUCCUCUUCCUGGUGGAGGAUGUGUCCUGCCCUCCUAUCCUGCCCUUGAUGUACCUGGACAUCCUUUUCCAGCUCUCAGUGGUCUCCACCUACAGGGUGCUCUGGAUGAUGCAGAACACCUUUAUGUGGUACAAGCUCUGCUGGCUCUGCUGCUGCUGGAAGCCUUCUCUGCGCCUGGUGUGGCUGGUGCUUAGUUUCCAAUUCUGUGCCUUCUUCGCUCUGUUGGUUGUCAUUCCCACAGUGACAUUCCUGUGCCCAUCACAAGAGCAGCAGCACUGCCGGGCAGCUCUCAUCUCCAUGUACACCCUCAUCCUUCUCCUCGUCGUUGCACCCAUGUUCAUUUCCAGCACAGUCAGCUUCAUUAACGCCAGGCAGAGCUCCCAGCAGCAGCAACCCGAGAGGUACGCCAUCAUUAUCUUCCUCAUUGUGCUCCUCAAUCUCCUCCUCAAUCUGUGUGAUUUCCUGCAGCAGCUCGGUUACAGCACUGUGUCCUCACAAGUUGUUUUCCUGCUCACUUGCAUCCACAGCAGCAUCAAACCCUUCAUCUAUUUCUUGGUGGGGAGGUGCUGGAGGCCCUGCUCCAUGGAGCCCCUCCAGCUCUCCCUUCAGAGGGUCUUUGAGGAGGCAGAACAGGGUCUUUGA